AUGUGGACCAAGGACAAUUACACUGCCAGGCAGGGGGCAACAAUUGUUGUCAUACCUAAAGUCAUAGGAGCCAAACCUGCCAACAAGUGGCUCGCCUUAGCCAUAGCCCGCACCAAGAUGCAACAUCUCCACACCCUCACACAGGAGGAGCACCUUGCUGAGCCAGUCUUCAUCUUCCCCAAGUUCAAGGACCAUGGGUUCAACCACAUGCUGGAGAGACUAGCUGCCUGCCCUGCUGGACACACAACAGUCUUCAUCUACAACCUCAAGGCCGACACCAUGCAAUCCAUCUACAUCAGCUCCAACCAGCCCGCUACCUAA
This is a messenger RNA of Acanthamoeba castellanii str. Neff, 321 nucleotides long. RefSeq lists its product as uncharacterized. Lineage: Eukaryota; Discosea; Longamoebia; Acanthamoebidae. The transcript has a single exon. Bases 1 to 321 code for a protein of 106 amino acids. The record is from RefSeq and is a predicted model, not a curated record.